AUGGCGACCCCCACCGCGAGCAGCUCCCACCACCAGCAACAACAGCACUUCCAACAACAACACCAAUAUAACCACCAGCAGACCGACCCAGGCACAGCCGGCGACGGCGGCGAUGGCGACCCCAAGAAGGCGCGCGCGUGCGAGAGCUGCCGCGGCCUCAAGGUGCGGUGCGUGCCCGACCCGGCCGACCCGGAGGGCGCGUGCAGGCGGUGCGCCAAGGCCGGGCGGGCGUGCGUCGUGACGCAGCCGACGCGCAAGCGGCAGAAGAAGACGGACAGCCGCGUCGCCGAGCUGGAGAGGAAGAUCGACGCGCUGACGGCGAGCCUGCAGGCGUCGAGGGGCGGGGCGGCGGCGGCGGCGGCGGCGGCGGCGGCGGGGUCGGAUGGUCAUGUGGGUGCUGUUGCGGCUGCUGGUGCUGCUGCUGGGUCGUUGGCGGCGAGGGGUUGGGCUGCACAGGCGCCCGGCGGGGAGAGGACGCUGCAGGCCCAGCUGCGGACGGCGCAGGGCGGGAGCCAGCACCAGUCGGCGUUUGUCGGUAGGACGGCGGACUCACAGAACAACCAGAACAACAACAGCGGCAGCGGCGGUGGCAACAGCCCCGUCAAGAACAAGAUAUAUCCCCCGCCGAUGGUGAUGGCGGGCCAGAAGAGGAAGUUCACGGAGAGCAGAGAUUCCGCCGCGGAGAACGCCCGGGAGGCACACCCGGCGACGCCGCAGAGCCAGAACAACCCGGGCCACGACUACUUGGAUGUCGUCGAUAGGGGGGUCCUGACCAUGGACAGGGCUGCCGAGCUGUUUAUCCGAUACACCGACCAGAUGGUGUCGCAUCUGCCAGGGGUCGUCUUUCCCGCGGGCACGACCGCGGCAGAGGUCAGGAAAUCAACGCCGACCCUGUUCCACGCCAUCAUGGCUGCCAGCUCCUCCGAGUUCCCCCUCAUCCAGCGGCGUAUGGUCAAGGAGUUGAUGGAGAUCUUUGCCGAGAAGGUCAUCGUCCGGGGCGAGAAGAGCCUGGAGCUCGUGCAGGCGUUGCACGUUGCGGUGAUCUGGUACUGGCCCCCCGAGCACUUUGAGGAGCUCAAGUUCUACCAACUGGUGCACAUCUCUGCCGUCAUGGCUCUUGAUAUCGGCUUGGGCAGGAAGCUGGGUAAUCCGGGAGGCUUCAGGAAGUAUAUCCAGAGUUCUGCAUACAAUCACCAGCAUGUCAGGAAGCCUCGGUCGCCAGACCCAACCAGCAUCGAGUGCCGGAGGGCUUGGCUGGUGUGCUAUUUCCUCGCGACCAACACGUCCAUGGCAAUGCAUCGCCCGAACCUUGUCAGGUGGUCCUCGUUCAUGGCCGAGUGCAUGGACGUCCUCGAGUCCUCCCCCGACGCGGCGCCGACAGACAAGUAUCUGUGCCACCUUGUGUGGUGCCACAAGCUGGCUGAAGACGUAGGGAUCCAGUUUUCGAUGGACGACCCCUCCACCGCUGUUAGUAUAGCGGAUGCUAGGACGCAGUACGCGCUGAGAGCCUUCGAGCGGGAGCUGGAUAGGUAUAGGAAAUCCAUUCCCGAUGACAUGCUUCUACCAACGUUGAAGAUGAGCUUCCACGUCAUUAGCCUGUACAUGCACGAGACCGCCACGCAGAUUGACACGGGCGAGGAGUGCAGGCAUCCAACCACGGCCGACGAUCUCAGGGACGCGCUCGCGUCCGACGCGCCGCUCACCCCGGCCCACGUCGCCGCCCUCUCGGCGUGCCUGACCGCCAUCGACGGCAUAUUCGAGGUGUUCCUCGCCAUGGACGUCGCCUCGAUCCGGUGCCUACCCGUCUUCAACUUCAUCCGCAUCGCCUACGCCUUCGUCGUGCUGAUCAAGAUCUACUUUGCCGCGUCGUCGCCCAAGAGCGAGCUGGGCAAGGUCAUCGACAAGGACCACAUGAAGGUCGAACAGCACCUCGAGAACCUGCUCGACAAGUUCCGCGCCACCGCCGCCGACGACAAGAGCCGCCCGGCCACAAAGCUCCUCAUCGUCCUGGCGAUGCUGCGGUCCUGGUUCCAGAAGCAGAACCCCAAAGCCCCAACCGCCGCCGCCGCCACUUCCUCGGACGCGCCGCCCACACCAGGGUGCCCUGCCGCCGCGGCAGCCCCCGAGACGGCCCGGUACGACCCCCGAAACGGCAGGGAACAACUACAGCAGCAACAGCAGCAGCAGCAGCAGCAGCAGCCGGAAUACCCGACAGCCAACACGCCCCUCCAGCUCCUGUCCGAGAUCGCGACCAGCGACUCGGCCUCCGCGCCGCCGCAACAACAACUUACCGGCGGCGGCGGCGGCGGCGGAGGCGAAUUCCCCUGGCUGAACCGCCUGCAACCCGCCGCGCAGCAGCAACAGCAGCCGUUCGUGUACGGCGGCGGGGGCCCCGGCCCGGCGACGACAAGCGACGGGACGCCGACGAGCCUGGACCCGUCUGGCGGGGGCCCCAUCCCGUGGCUUGGGAGUGGGGGUCCGGGUCCCGGCACGCUGGCUGCGGAUUUCGAGUACGUCGGGCUCGGAGACGGGUUCGCGCGGGCGAUGGAUCUCACGCUGGCGGGGCUGGCGGACGGGGGGUUCGGGUUCGGGCUCGGGCUCGGCGGGCCCGGCGGCGGGUACGAGACGGGGAUGAGGUAUGUCUUGCAGGAUCCACCUUACUUGGAUGGGAUGGGGGGUGGGGGAGGGGAGGGAGGCGGCGCGGGCGGGUUCGGAUAUCAGUUUUGA
Molecule: messenger RNA, 2727 nt
Organism: Phialemonium atrogriseum
Lineage: Eukaryota; Fungi; Ascomycota; Sordariomycetes; Cephalothecales; Cephalothecaceae
Product: putative fungal-specific transcription protein
Exons: 2
Coding region: 1-2727 (908 amino acids)
Biological process (GO): regulation of DNA-templated transcription
Cellular component (GO): nucleus
Molecular function (GO): zinc ion binding; transcription cis-regulatory region binding; DNA-binding transcription factor activity, RNA polymerase II-specific
Source: RefSeq, a predicted model, not a curated record